Messenger RNA from Paramisgurnus dabryanus, 2788 nucleotides. RefSeq names its product zinc finger protein 341 (gene znf341). The record is from RefSeq and is a predicted model, not a curated record. NCBI's taxonomy places the organism in Eukaryota, Metazoa, Chordata, Actinopteri, Cypriniformes, Cobitidae.
CGGAGGCUGCAGCCUUCCGAUUGAGAAACGGCCAUAGAGGAGCAACAAAAUGGCGCAGGCAAUAUUUGAGGUUCUGGAAGGCAUGGACAAUCAGACGGUCCUGAAUGUUCAAUCACUAUUAGAUGGUCAAGGUGGUGUUUUGGACCCCAGCACACAGAACGUCUCAGGAACGACCAUCCACCCGAUGGACGAUGACGACGUUUUUCUCUGUGGUAAAUGUAAGAAGCAGUUUAACUCUUUACCGGCGUUCAUGACCCACAAGCGUGAACAGUGUCAAUCCAACACCCCAUCACUGGCCACCGUAUCGCUCGCCUCUAACAACACUUACACCUCCGUCCCGUCCAUCAGCACUGGACCACAACUACCCGUGAACAGACAGGUGUCCACGUAUAUCACCGUACCGCAAUCUCCUCUGACGCACACACUGGUCCAGGGUAACGUGUUGGUCAGCGAUGAAGCUCUGAUGUCGGCGAUAUCAGCAUUCAGCUCUCUGGAUCAGCCAAUGGCAGUCAUGCAGGGAUCUGUGCAGAAUAAUCUCAGCAUGCACGCAGGAACCUCGUAUCUGCAGCACCAUCAGCAGCAGCAGCCUCCACAGCCCCUCCCACCCAGUCAGGCCACGCCCCUUUCCUCACAGGUGCCCUCCAGCCACAGUAACUCUAUAGUGCAGGUGUACAGCACACUGCCCUCUAUGGCUGGAGGCGGUACUGCAGAAGUCUCGGCUCUGGGCCUGCAGUCAUUUCAGUCUGUGCAGGUCCCCAGUCAGUGUGUGGAUGGUCAGGGGUUUAAUACGGCUCCAGUGUACAGCCCUGGAAAACAAAGCACAAAAAACAAGACCUGCACGCUCUCUGAACUGGGAGAAUACAACAAAGUCAUCAUUCCCAAAAGAGCCAGAACAUCCAAGAAAACACAAGACGCAGGUCAAGUCAAAGGAAAAGCACAGAAACUAAAGUGCAGUUACUGCGAUAAAGUCUUUACCAAGAACUUUGACCUUCAACAACACAUGAGAAGUCACACGGGUGAAAAACCCUUUCAGUGUAUCGUGUGCGGUCGAGCCUUCGCUCAGAAGUCUAACGUGAAGAAACACAUGCAGACGCACAAGGUUUGGCCCGCCGGUGUCCACAGCAGCGUCUCCAGGAUGCCCAUCACCGUCCAGGUUCUUCAGCUGAACAAUGAGACCUCACAGCAGAUGGACGAAGAGCACCAAGAGCAAAGUGAUGCCUUAGAGGAGAGAAACGGUGUGGAGACGCAGGGCUCGGCGGAGAGGAAACAGAACAAACAGGUUCUCCUGAUCGACAGCUCGUACCAAUGUCAGUUCUGCUCAGGCAAAUUCAGCACCUACUUCCAGCUGAAGUCUCACAUGACCCAACACAAGAACGAACAGGUUUACCGCUGUGUCGUGAAGAGCUGCUCUCAGACCUUCCAGAAGUUGGAUCAGUUUCUCGAGCACAUCCAGACGCAUCAGGAACAGCUGACGUACCGCUGUCAUCAGUGUGCUAAAGUCUUUCCAUCGCUCUUUGAACUGGGUUUACACCAGUACUCCCAUAGCUUCUGUCCUCAGCAGAACCAGCGCAAAGAGACUAACUACUACAGAUGUAAUAAAUGUCAGAGCAAAUACUCCACACAAGAAGCCCUGGAGCAACAUUUACUAAACGCCACACAUAACUACCCGUGUCCUCACUGCCAGAAGGUGUUUCCCUGUGAAAGGUAUUUCCGCAGACAUCUGAUCACUCACGGAGCGGGCGGGAAAUUUAAAUGUCCCAUCUGUAAGAAGUUCUUCAAAACUGAGCACUACCUUAAACUACACACACAGAUCCACUCGGGAGAGAAACCAUUUAAAUGUUCUGUGUGUGAGGCCACGUUCAACAGAAAAGACAAAGUUAAGAGACACAUGUUGAUCCACGAGCCCUUCAAGAAAUACAAAUGUCCGUUCAGGACUCAUGUGGGCUGCACCAAAGAGUUUAACCGGCCUGACAAACUCAAAGCUCAUAUUCUCUCUCAUUCAGGUAUUAAGCCAUACAAGUGUCAGUUUUGUCAGAAAUCUUUCAGUCGUCACGCACACAUGCUGGAACAUCAGCGCUCGCACACAGGUGAUUACCGCUAUCGCUGUUCCUCCUGUAACAAAGGCUUCACUCGCCAGAAAUACUACAGAGAUCACAAGUGCCCGAUGGCAGGGGCCGCAGCAGGGGACACAGAGGGACCCGGAGGGUUGAAAGGGCACGGAGACGCCAGUGAGGGAACAGGGGACGGAUCUCCUGCGGUGGAGCCGGAUGAACCUCCAGAAAACACAGAGGAAGAAGAAGAUGAUGAUGUACAGGACAGAAUGAUGGGUGGAGGAGAGAAGCAGAUGAGAGAAGAAGAGGGGAGGGAUGAUGGGACAGGGUUGGAUGAUAUGCAAGAGGGAGUCGGAGCCGUCGGGCACCCAUGUGCUUUCAAACAGUGGAUGGAUGAGGGUGUCAAGAGUACUUGAUGAACACAUGGACUGCCGAUUUGCAGGCACAAAACUAUUUAGAAUAAAAAAAUUAGAUGUAACGUAUUAGCCAAACAUACUGAAGAAUCUAUACAAGCUCUCUGUCAUCUUAUUUAUAAAUCUGUAGUGGGAGGAGCUUCAUCACCCUCAGGCACCAAUAGAAAGUCAUCUUUAUGAUGUUUCCAAUCAAAAGGCUCAUUGUAAUUCUAAAGUGUUUUAUAUUAAAACAUUAUGAAAUUUAUGUUCAGUUUUCUCGCAUUUGAUGCAAUGAACUCUGAGACGGUGACUGCAUUUUUUGGAAAAAUAAACCGCUCAAUCGAA